AAUCUUUCUUCUUCUUCUUCUUCUUCUUCUUCUUCGUCUUCUUCUUCUUUAUAGAGGCAAGCUAUAUAGCCAUGGAGGUUUUGGUCUCAUUGUGCCUAAUACUUCCUUUGUUGUAUUCUUUCUUCACCCUUUUUAAGAUGAUCCUUCACCGGAGAGGCCAGAGCUGUUACAUGCUGGCCUAUGAGUGCUUCAUGCCGCCGGAGGACACGAAGCUGGACACGGACUCCGCCGUGAGGGUGGUGCUAAGAAACAAGAGGCUAGGGUUGGAGGAGUACAGGUUUCUGCUCAAAACCAUGGUGAGUUCAGGGAUAGGAGAGAACACUUACUGCCCUAGGAACGUCAUGGAAGGACGAGAGGCAUCUCCGACCCUCGACGAUUCCUACGCCGAGAUCGACGAGAUCAUGUUCGACACUCUUGACGGACUCUUCGCAAAGACUCAGUUCUCUCCCUCCGACAUUGACAUACUUGUGGUUAAUGUGUCUUUGUUCUCUCCUGCACCUUCCCUCACAGCUCGUAUCAUAAACAGGUACAAAAUGAGGGAGGACAUAAAGGCAGUUAACUUGGCCGGAAUGGGGUGUUCGGCGAGUGUGGUGGCGAUCGACGUGGUGCAGAGGAUGUUCAAGAGCCACCCGAAUUCUCUCGCCGUUGUGGUGAGCACCGAAGAUCUCGGCGCUCACUGGUAUUGCGGCAACAACAAGAUGAUGAUGCUCUCAAAUUGCCUCUUUCGCUCCGGUGGUUGCUCCAUGCUUUUCACCAACAAGCCCUCCCUGAAGAACCGUGCCAUCUUGAAGCUUAAGCACAUGGAACGAACCCAGUUUGGUGCAAAUGAUGAAGCCUAUGGUUGCUGCAUGCAGGUUGAAGACGAACUUGGGUACCAAGGGUUCCAACUCACAAAGAGCCUAGUGAAAGCCGCAGCACAAGCCUUGACCGUGAACUUGCAAUCUAUGGCCCCAAAGAUCGUGCCUCUUUGGGAACUCAUUCGCUUUCUCUCAGCCUCUCUGCAUCAAAGCAGCAAAACAAAGAAAGCCCUGAACUUCAACGUACUAGGAGGUGGUUUGAAUUUCAAGUCAGGAAUAGACCACUUCUGCGUUCACCCCGGAGGCCGAGCCGUGAUCGACGGCGUCGGUAAAGGUCUAGGGCUAACGGAGUACGACCUCGAGCCGGCAAGAAUGGCGCUCCACAGAUGGGGCAACACUUCCGCAGGUGGUCUCUGGUAUGUCUUAGGAUACAUGGAGGCCAAGAAGAGGCUUAAGAAAGGUGAUAAGAUCUUAAUGAUAAGCCUUGGUGCUGGGUUUAAGUGUAAUAACUGUGUUUGGGAGGUAAUGAAGGAUUUGGAAGACCCUAAUGCUUGGAAAGACUGCAUCGAUCACUAUCCUCCAAGGUCUCUGCAGAAUCCUUUCAAGGAAAAGUACAAUUGGAUCCAUGACGAGUAUCUUAAUUUUGUGAGGUUCGAUACAAGUAGGCUAUCAGUCGACUAAUAAUAUAAAUAUAUAUAUAUAUAUAUAUAUAUAUAUGUCAUUUAAGGUUUAGUGGGAUUGAUCAAAAGAAAGAGAGAUUAAAAUAUAAUAUAUAUAAACUACAUUGGUCAGUAGUGUCAGAAACAGGCUUUGGUGUGGGGUUGAAAGAAGAGAUCCCAUACAGUUAUUAUUAUUGGUGGUGUUGAUUAAUAGUCCUGGAAUAAUUCGUCUUUGUUUUGAUUAUCAUUUCUGAAACGUAAAAUUAAAAUUAGAGGGGAAAAAAGUGAGAGAGAUAAAGGAAAACACAAAUGAACUCACGGACAGAGACUAAACACAGCGUAGCAUGUUGUUUUCUUUUGGUUCUUCUUUUAAUUUCCUUCUUGAUGAUAAGUACAGGUUCAGGUCAAUGCUUAAACAUAGGAAAAUUUGGUCAUCUCAGAAGAAGAAAAUAGCAAAAUGUACUUCAGUUUGUUGAUUAUUGUUCUAAACUCUGUGUAUUGUGCUAUUGAUGAAAUAAAAGGUUAUAUUUAUUUGUAAA
This is a messenger RNA of Neltuma alba, 1995 nucleotides long. Its product is annotated as 3-ketoacyl-CoA synthase 19. The record is from RefSeq and is a predicted model, not a curated record. Gene Ontology annotation, biological process: fatty acid biosynthetic process. The coding region runs from base 72 to 1478 and encodes 468 amino acids. Gene Ontology annotation, cellular component: membrane. The transcript is spliced from 3 exons. Gene Ontology annotation, molecular function: acyltransferase activity, transferring groups other than amino-acyl groups. NCBI's taxonomy places the organism in Eukaryota, Viridiplantae, Streptophyta, Magnoliopsida, Fabales, Fabaceae.